This is a messenger RNA of Capronia coronata CBS 617.96, 900 nucleotides long. RefSeq names its product eukaryotic translation initiation factor 3 subunit G. The record is from RefSeq and is a predicted model, not a curated record. Gene Ontology annotation, cellular component: cytoplasm; eukaryotic translation initiation factor 3 complex. NCBI's taxonomy places the organism in Eukaryota, Fungi, Ascomycota, Eurotiomycetes, Chaetothyriales, Herpotrichiellaceae. The coding region runs from base 1 to 900 and encodes 299 amino acids. Gene Ontology annotation, molecular function: translation initiation factor activity; RNA binding. The transcript has 3 exons.
AUGUCCAAAACAGCAAGCCGCCCCGACUGGGCCGACGAUGUCUCGGAUUCCGAGCAAAUCAACGAUCCCACGGCGCUGCCACCGCCAGUGACGACGGUGAACAAGGACGGGACGAAAACGACGAUAUUAUACCGCCUCGACGACCAGGGCCGCAAGGUCAAGGUGACCCGCAAGACCCGGACCACUGUGCACAAGGAACGAGUGAACCCGGUGGUGGCGGAGCGCAGGGAGUGGACGAAAUUCGGUCUCGAGAAGGGCAAGCCCAAAGGACCGCAGUCGGACACGACGUCGGUGGGCGAAAACAUCAUCUUCCGACCCAGCAGGGACUGGAAAAACGUGCAAGCCGAAGAAGCAAAGACCGGCGGCGGCAAGGCCGAGGAGAAGAGUCUCAAGGAACAGCUGCGCGACAAGAAGGUCAAGUGCCGGAUCUGCUCGGGCGAACAUUUCACAGCCAGGUGUCCCUUCAAGGACACCAUGGCCCCGGCGGACGAGGGCGCAGGUCCUGUCGCGGACCCCCUGGCCGACGACGACGAGUCCAAGGCCCCUGGUGGCCUCGGGAUCGGUGGCUCUAGCUAUGUCCCGCCGCAUCUCAGAAAGGGCGCCACCGGCGCUGGCGCUGGCGAGAGAAUGGGUGGCAAAUACGAGAGAGACGAUCUGGCUACACUGCGCGUCACGAAUGUGUCGGAAAUGGCUGAAGAGAACGAGCUCCGUGACCUCUUUGAGCGCUUUGGCCGCGUCACUCGUGUCUUCCUUGCCAAAGAUAGAGACACUGGGCGGGCCAAGGGUUUCGCUUUCAUUUCGUUCGUCGACAGGGCUGAUGCUGCCAGAGCAUGCGAGAAGAUGGACGGCUUCGGUUAUAGGCAUUUGAUUCUAAGGGUCGAGUUCGCAAAGCGGACUUGA